Messenger RNA from Theobroma cacao (cacao), 1295 nucleotides. RefSeq names its product N-(5'-phosphoribosyl)anthranilate isomerase 1, chloroplastic. Gene Ontology annotation, biological process: L-tryptophan biosynthetic process. The record is from RefSeq and is a predicted model, not a curated record. NCBI's taxonomy places the organism in Eukaryota, Viridiplantae, Streptophyta, Magnoliopsida, Malvales, Malvaceae. Gene Ontology annotation, molecular function: phosphoribosylanthranilate isomerase activity.
CCUGUUAAACUCGAGUUUUCUACCAACAGGAACAGAACGGCAACUCUGAUUUUCUCCGAUUUUCUCUGAUAUUUGUUUCCUUUUAAAUCGUCUUUUACAGUCUUGCUUGUCUCUCUCACCUACCCAGAAAGCAGUUUCAGACAAAGAAGAGAAAACAGCAGGGAAAAGAAGAUGCUUUCAGGUUUAACUACUGGAAGUCAAUUUCGGCCUAAAGUUUUGAACUUGCAUAGAAUGCAAAUUGAUGCAGGGUCAAGGGGAGGAACAUUGCCGUUCGUAAGAAUUAGGUCAUUCCCAAAGAAUAAAAUUAGGUGCAACAUUGUGCAAUUGAACCAAGUCUUCUCUACUGAUGGGGAGCAUGAAAAGAAUCACGCUUUGGUCAAAAUGUGUGGUAUUACAUCAGCCAGAGAUGCUACAAUGGCAGUGGAAGCUGGUGCCAAACUUAUUGGGAUGAUUCUUUGGCCCAAGUCAAAACGUUCAGUUUCACUUUCAGUCGCAAAGGAAAUAUCAAAAGUUGCAAGGGAAUUUGGGGCAAAGCCUGUUGGAGUCUUUGUGGAUGAUGAUGUAGACACAAUUCUAAGAGCUUCGGAUGCAGCGGACCUUGAAUUUGUGCAGCUUCAUGGAGAUGUGUCUCGGGCAGCUUUUCCAAAGUUAGUGCAAGAAAACAAAAUUAUAUAUGUUCUUCAUGCAAAUCAAGAUGGAGACCUUCAAAACCAAAUUUCUGAUGAAGACUGUUCUUUAGUGGACUGGAUUCUUGUGGAUAGUGCUGCGGGUGGCAGUGGCAAAGGAUUUAAUUGGACUCAGUUUAAGUUACCCCCAAUCAAAAGCAAACAUGGCUGGCUUUUAGCUGGGGGGAUCAACCCUGAUAAUGUUUGUGAGGCCAUUAAUACUCUCAGACCUCAUGGAGUUGAUGUAAGCAGUGGUAUUUGCACCUCAGAUGGUAUUCAGAAAGAUCAAUCACGAAUUUUUUCUUUCAUGAGUGCAGUACGUGCUAUACCAUAUUGAUUGAUCUGUGGAAGGGGAGAGAUUAUCCAUCCAUCGAUAGCAAUUGAACAGUCGAGAUGUGGAUUAGUUACAUUAAUGUACAUUCACUGCAUAAUUUAUCGAUUAUGUACCUUGAACUACAAGGUGAAAUUGUAAGUAAUUGUAGACAUCUUGUCAAUUCAACAGACAAGCAAUUGUGACAAGCCACCCUCAAAGAGUAUGACUGGUUUUACUAGCAUUUAUAAUGAUGAAUAAAAAUGUGAUGGAUGUGGACAAUCGAAAUUCUACUUUCUGUCCAUAUUUGUUGUACCUUU